Molecule: messenger RNA, 740 nt
Organism: Paralichthys olivaceus (Japanese flounder)
Lineage: Eukaryota; Metazoa; Chordata; Actinopteri; Pleuronectiformes; Paralichthyidae
Gene: manbal
Product: mannosidase beta like
Cellular component (GO): membrane
Source: RefSeq, a predicted model, not a curated record
CACAGAUUGGUGACAUCACUUCCGUAAAGCGGAAGUUUUUUUCUACCUUUGUAAAAUGAAGCAGCGUCUUUGUGUUUAGGAAUCUGGAGCUGGAAGUAUUUCUACCUGAUGUUGACAGGCCUGUAACCAAGAGGAAGAGUGAAGUAUUCCCGCCACAGAGACGUCACUGAGGGACACCCACCACAGCAAACAUCCAGCGGCAUCAUGUCUGCAGACCUGGACCUGUCCCCUCCAGAGGUCCCUGAGCCCACCUUUCUAGAGAGCGUGCUGCGGUACGGCCUGUUUCUGGGCGCCAUCUUCCAGCUUAUCUGCAUCCUGGCUAUUUUCCUUCCCAUAUCCAAGGGGCAUGAACAGGAGGAGCCUGAGUCCACAGACAGUAAGGCUGCUGAACCGAUAAAGAAACCUAAAGGAGCAGCAUCUCAGAUUCGACAGAAACCAAAGAAAGAGAGCAAGAAGAAGCGCUAGACAGCUGUGUGUGUGUUUUUGUGUUUGUUUGUGUGUGUCACUAAACAUGUAUGAAAAACUGUUUUUCUACAACACUAAAACAUUGUUCUUAAUUUGAGACACUUCAGAAUGAAUGGUGUCCUGUUCACAACCAACACAGUAUUACCAGGAGAAAACUGCCAUUGUGAUGCUUGUGGUCUGUGACGUAUUUUUAUUGGCUAAAUGUUUUGCAAUAGUUUCUUAUGUUUGAAUAUCAUUGAUUGAACUACAUUUAUAUUAAAUGCACUAUGCAGUCA